UUUUGUGUUUACGUGUUUAUUAUUUAUUGUUAUUCAAUCCGAAAUCCCCUCAAAUGAGAAUUAUUCUGAGCGCAGUGAAAUGCCUCCGUUUUAUGAAUCAUACAAAGAAUAACCAGUUGUGUACUUCACAGAAUUCGAUUUUACUUUCCAGUUUUCAGAUAGUCACUCAGGCGUAAAUAACAAAAUUAUUACAUGUUAUUAUCAGUGUUCAAGGUCGCGAUUAAAGGAUAUUUUGUUUAAUACUGAACACUAGGUUUUCUAUUGUUCACAACAUGUUUGAUGAUGACGAAUGUAACUAAUUGAUACUUGAAAUCUGAUUUUUACCUCCAUCAUUGGGAUAUAGCACAACUGAAAAAUGUCUUCAGAAGAAUCAGAUUUAGAAGAGAAUUUAAGGAACCUCAAACUCGAGGAUAAAGAUAUAAAUAUCCUCUUGCUUGGAGAAACAGGUGUUGGAAAAUCCACUUUCAUAAAUGCUGUUGCAAAUUAUCUCUCUCUGAAGUAUUUUGAUAACGCUGAGAAAGAAGGAUUGGUUGUGUUGAUACCUACUGUUUUCAAGAUAGCGAAUAAGAAUGGAAAAAUUCAGGAGAUAAAAGUAGGACCUGAAAAUGACAAAAAUGAGCUUUUGGAAUCAGGUGAAUCUGCAACCCAAGACGUGAGAACUUAUGUGUUUCCUGUAUGGAGAGGAAGAGUCAAUGUCCGUUUGAUUGAUACUCCCGGAAUGGGAGAUACACGCGGGAUCGAACAAGACGAAAAGAACUGUGACUAUAUAGUGCGUUAUCUGAAAACCCUGAAUAAAGUCCAUGCGAUAUGCUUCCUUUUCAAACCGACAGAAGCCAGAAAGACUGUCUAUUUCGAAUACUGUAUGUUUCAAAUGCUGUCCCGCCUCGACAAAACUGCCUGCAAAAAUAUAUUCUUUCUUUUUACCAACACCAGAGGCUCAGAUUAUGGACCAGGGGAUACUUUUUCAAAUCUGAAGUCAUUUAUGAAGCACUUGCAAGCAAAGACUACAGGAGUUGAAAUCGCUGUAGACAAAAAUAAAUUUUGCUUCGAUAAUGAGGCUUUCAAGUUUCUAGCAGGGCUCAAGAAAAAAGUUAAGUUCGAUGAUUCCAUCAAGGAAAUCAACUUGAAGAGUUGGCAAGAAUCGGCGAAGCAGUGUUGGUGGUUCAUCAGACGCUUACAAAAAGAAACAACUCCUUACUCCACUGAUAACUUACUUCAAGUUAAUUAUGUCAGGAGGCUUAUGCUGCAACUUUCAAAAGUUCUUUCUGAUAUUAAGCAACUCGUGGAUGCAAACCAAGUGGUAAUUGAAAGGCUUAAGAUGAAUAGAAACUUCGAAAUAGAGGACAUCAGAAAGUUGAAAGAUGAACAAAAAAGUGAGGUUUCUAAUGUUAAAACGAUGACAUUGAAUCAAACCCUUUUAGUGUGCACCAGUCGAACAUGUGCUGAUGUUUACAGGGUUAAUGGUAUAUCUAAGUGGCAUUAUAAGACUGUGUGCCACAGCCCAUGCAACGAGACUUAUAAUGAAGUGAAAGAUGUAAGAGGUUGUCCCAACUUGGUGACUUGUAACGUUAUCGAUCAAACCACUCGAUGUUGCCGAAAAUGUGGUUGUGAUUUCUCCGUUCACAUGCACGUCGAUUAUAUAACUAAGUUGGAGAAAAAUGUCAUGUUGGAUGAAGAAGUUUCCCAAAGAAUUGCUAUUAGAGAAUCGCUUCUUGACAGUUCCAUGGAAAUCAUCAAUGAUAUAACAUCAAAUAAUAAAGAGCUUCUGAUAGAGCACGAAACUAUACAGGAUUUGCAGUAUAACAUCGCUAUAUUUCUGCAGAAAAAUGCCAUCAUUGCUUCGAGUAAUAGCUACAAGGAAUACAUAGAAUACCUAAUGAAUCAAAAGAAGAUUGAGGGAGCAUCAGACAGCAAGAAAAUGGAAGAUUUGAAGAGUCUUCUUCGGGAACAUGAAGAAAAUGAAAAAGUUUUUCACCGAGCCCUCCAAAAGAAUGCAUCUUCCGAUUUGUCAUUUGACAGUCGACAACUUACAGAAAUACAUCUAAAAAAGUUAUUUAAUUUGACACAUAACGGCUCAAGAAUCAAACAGAUUUAUGAUGAACUGAAGAAGUUGGAGAAAGAAGCUCCACCCAAAGUUAAAGAAUAUGUGCAUAACAAAUGCUACGAAAAAGAGGACGAUCAGAACAAUAAAAGUCGUAGAGGAGGAAAUCAGAACCAGAGGAGGGAUGGAAAGCCCCAUGAAAAUUUUUCUCAGAAGCAAAGAGACAGGAAAGGUAGCGAAAAGCAAAGAGAAUUUGUUUCGAGAAACAAAGGGAGAGAUUUCAGUAGAGACAGAUUAGAUCAUCGAGAAGGAGGCAGACAAAACCGGGAAUCGGAUCAAAGGUAUCGCCAAGACUCUCGUGCAACCCCACCAGUAUAUCCUCAAGAAGCUCAUGGUGGGUAUCCUGAACCCCAGCAUAAUUCGAUGAACUAUGACAGAGAUAGGGCCAAUACAGAGCGAAACCAACACGAUCCGAGGUAUUAUCAAGAUCCCAGAAUGGCACCUCCGCCUCACCCUUUUGGAGCUCAUGGCGGAUAUUCUGAACAUCCGCAAUAUGCCAGUAAUUAUGAUAGAGGUCGUCCACACGGUCUUUAUCCGCCACCACCUGGUCAAUAUCCGCCACCACCUGGUCCUCAUCCGCCAACACCCGGUCCUUAUCCGCCACAUUAUGGACAUUAUCCCCCCCAAUAUGGCGCUUACCCGGCGCAGUAUCCAUAUUCAUCUGAACCUCAAGCGCCUCAUAGUCGGGAACAGCAAGGGGCCCGUCGUUCGGAUGUGUCACCUACGCGAAGACCCCAUAAUCCAUCUAGACCAGCCAGAAAUAGAAGGAACAAUCGAGAUGAAAAAAGGAAUGAUGACAGAAGGGGUCGAGGUGGUCAGACAGGCGGACGAGGAAGAGAUGGACAAUCCUUCAAACCAAGGAAUCGCAAACCACAAAAUAAGAGUAGGCAGGAUAAAACAGAUGAUGAUUCUGAUGGGUCGGACUCUUCUUCGGACUAAUAACAUAUUUUAUUCAAUAUUCUACUCAAGAUAAAUUUCCACAGAAGAAAUGGUAGUUCUAAGAAUUCCACUAUUUCAGAAGUGAUGGUGAUGAUAAAUUACUAUUUUAAAUAAUGAUUUAUCUUGGGGAUAUAAUUGAAAGCUUUUUCCUGCCUACAUAAAAUGAUGUGAUGCAAACUUGUCACUAUGUAGUAAAGAGGAAAAUAAUAAUUUGCUUUAUAUUUCUACAUGCCACGCCAAUGCUUAUUAUUUUGUCCUCUUAUUUUAAUUGAGAAUUGAUGUGAUUCCAGUAUAUUAUUUCUUUUGAGGAAUCUUUGUCGUAUCAUUAUGUUUAUUUCAAUGUGUGUGUAUUGAUUUUUAGUUCAAUGGUGUUUUAUUUUUUGUAUUGAUAAAAUAGAUGAGAUAUUGAUGAUAUGUAUGAGUUUAUUGUGUGGUAAAAAAUUCCAAUAUCUUAUAUAAAAUUAGUUUAUUCUCAGAAUGAGUUUUACUGUCUGGGAAUAUUACAUAUUUAACUUUUCUCAAAAAGAGAUAGAGUUAGAAAAUCUGAAUAUUUCAUUAUUCCAGAAACCAACAGAAAAAGUGGCAAUUUUCCGUAAUAUUUCCCUAUGAAACAAAUGGGUGUAUCGAAAUGAAAGUGUUACUAGAAAACACACUAAUUUCAUUGGAUGAUGCCUUAUUAUAUAUUUUUAUGAGGUAGGUAAGAAAAUAUUGUUUACCAAAGUUUGCUAUUGAACCAAUAGAUAUCUUUUUGGUUAUUGGUAUGAUAAUAUAUAAUAUAUUUUAUAAAUGUUCACUUUUUAUCAUUCAUCAUACAUGUCUAGGCUAUUCAUGAUGACAGAAUGAAAAGUGAUGAAAUGUCAUACAACGAAAAUGGUGAAACUUAUUGAUUUUACCGACAUUUCAAAUGUUUAAUUUGUGGUGAAUGUUAACAGUUUCAACUGCAGUUGGCAAACUCUACUUCUGCAUCGUAACCUUAUUGACCCGUUUAUGGGAUCCUCUCAAAUGAGACUCUUUGAAGCCUUGCGAAUAUAUUGAGAUGAUAAAUGAUGAUUAUGAUGAUGGAUCACUAUAUUGUUAUUGUGGCAAGGCUUUUUAGGUUUAGUAUUCAGGGUGAGAAAUGAAAAAUAUAUAUUUAUAACUUGUGAGAAUUAUUUUAAAUAUUGUGUGGUUUAUUUUCCAUAAAACCAGAAAAUUCGCGCUGUUUUUUUUAUUGUUAAUGAGAGUUUUAAUACAGCGGUAUAUCCCAUAAUUGUAAAAUAAAAUAUAAUCUUGUUAUAUGUGGAUGAGGAAUAUCGUAUAUUAAUUAAAUUGAAAGGGGUAUAUUUUUAUGUAAUUUGUUGUAGUUGAUUUCAAUAAAAUAUAAAAAGUAA
Molecule: messenger RNA, 4410 nt
Organism: Leptinotarsa decemlineata (Colorado potato beetle)
Lineage: Eukaryota; Metazoa; Arthropoda; Insecta; Coleoptera; Chrysomelidae
Source: RefSeq, a predicted model, not a curated record